CUUCCUCCAGUCACCUGACCCAAUCCCUCCCUUGCCGUCAUGUUUUCAACCAAAGACCAAGAAAUUAAAUAAGAGAUGAUGUCGUCUUUGGAUGGCUCACACAACCAUCAACAGUCUGAUAUAAUUAUGUGUGACCUAUCAGGCACUGAGAAUAGUUUGGAUUCAGUUGCUGAUGUGGACUGGUAUAUACUUGGUGAAGAUCAACAAAAUAUUGGCCCUUAUUCAGUUUCUGAGUUACGUGAGCAUUUUUUAAAUGGAUACCUCUCCGUAACCUUGCAUGGUCUGAGUGGAGAAGUCAGUGCAACCAUUGUCCUCAAUUCCUGAAUUUUUUUUGUAAUUUCUCAUCAGGCCAAUAAUUUUUCUGCUGCAGUGUCCUCAGGAGGCGGUGUUGCUCUUUUGAACAGUAUGGAGGGUGAAAAAUCAAAUGCAGUGCCUUCCAAUGAUGCAGAGGCUGAGGCAGAACGCUUGAAAAAUGGAUCUGUUUCUAGAAGUAUUGGUGAUGGCUUCUGUUCUGAUGACCAAGAUAGGCCUCUAACACCACCAGAAGGUGAAGAAGGAUUCACUGACGAUGAUGGAACCAGGUACAAGUGGGAUAAAAGUCUGCGAGCAUGGGUUCCUCAGGAUGACACAUCAACAAAAAAUGGGGACUAUGGAGUAGAAGAGAUGACAUUCUUGAAAGAAGAUGACGUUUUUCCAACAAUUGCUGCUGCUUCUUCUGCUGCUGCUGAUGCCUCUGGUAGAGACGAUGUUAAUGGAAAUGGUGAGCUAACGGAAGUAAGCUGUGAUACCAUGGGAAAACUGUUGGAAAAACCGGUUGAUAAGAAGGAAGCUAAUAAACCUCCCGAUUCAUGGUUUGAAUUGAAAGUAAAUACACAUGUCUAUGUGACUGGACUGCCUGAUGAUGUUACUGCAGAAGAAUUGGUUGAGGUGUUCUCCAAGUGCGGAAUAAUCAAAGAGGACCCUGAAACGAAAAGACCUCGUGUGAAGAUCUAUGUUGACAAGGAGACAAGAAGGAAAAAGGGGAUGCUCUUAUUACAUAUCUAAAAGAGCCCUCUGUUGCUUUAGCUGUUCAAAUUUUGGAUGGAACACCUUUACAUCCUGAUGGAAAGACCCCUAUGUCUGUCAGCCAAGCUAAAUUUGAGCAAAAGUCCUGCAGUACAAAUAAGUUUGUAUUGCAACAAUGCAAGGGAUAAAUUUAUAGCCAAGCAAGUGGACAGCAGGAA
This is a messenger RNA of Hibiscus syriacus, 1223 nucleotides long. Its product is annotated as HIV Tat-specific factor 1 homolog. Gene Ontology annotation, molecular function: RNA binding. Bases 406 to 1044 code for a protein of 212 amino acids. Gene Ontology annotation, cellular component: U2-type spliceosomal complex; U2 snRNP. The transcript has 12 exons. NCBI's taxonomy places the organism in Eukaryota, Viridiplantae, Streptophyta, Magnoliopsida, Malvales, Malvaceae. The record is from RefSeq and is a predicted model, not a curated record.